Molecule: messenger RNA, 4182 nt
Organism: Solea senegalensis (Senegalese sole)
Lineage: Eukaryota; Metazoa; Chordata; Actinopteri; Pleuronectiformes; Soleidae
Product: KN motif and ankyrin repeat domain-containing protein 1-like
Exons: 11
Coding region: 42-3788 (1248 amino acids)
Biological process (GO): negative regulation of actin filament polymerization
Cellular component (GO): cytoplasm; cytoskeleton
Molecular function (GO): protein binding
Source: RefSeq, a predicted model, not a curated record
UUUCAAGGUGACAAGGAGAAAGGCUUUUAGCUCAAACAGAAAUGGUUCCUGGCCAAAGCACUGAAGUCAGUGUUUUUGACUACUUGGGGACUGACGGUUAUCAGUCAGACGUGGACUACCUCAAGCGUGUGGACAAUUUCCAAAGCAGCUCCACCAUUAAGAGGCUAAGCCUUAAGAGGCGGCCCAGAGUGGCUGUCAAUCAUGCAGACAAAACACAGAGUGGGAUUUCUUCCAGGCAAUGUCAUUCUGAAGAAUCCCUGUCGUCAUCUAGCACCGAUGACACAAACAAACCAGGCGUGCCUUCCACAACCAGGGGUCGACCACCCCUCCCUCGUCCACAUGGUUCCUCCUUGGAUAACAAGCUUUUAAUGAACGACGGACCAGCAAAGUCUCAAAUACCUACAGAGUCAAAGCCUCAGCCUGCUGUGAGAUCCCUCGCUUCACAACGAUCGAACCCUGUGGUGGAAAAGACCAACAAGAACCUGGAGCAGGAGCUGAACAGGCAGCCUCCACCUCAGCCUCAACCUCGGCGACGGCUGGCCAGCUUCGGCGGAGUGAGCUCCCCAGGAUCACCGUCCCCCUUCACCAGCCCAGGAGCUUUUAACCAGAACAACAAUUGGAACAAAGCAAGUGACACAGACGGUCAGAAGCACGUCCACCUUAGCUCAUCCCUCGGCAGCAGAGGCAGCACGGGGUGCCUGAGACUGAGUCCGCAGAGCUCUGGUAGAACCACCCCAGUUACAAGCGUUGGCUCCCUCCACCUGCAGCAUGUCCGUGAUCAGAUGGUGGUUGCUCUGGAGAGGCUGAAGGAGCUGGAGGAGCAGGUGAAAACAAUCCCGAUCCUUCAGGUAAAAAUCUCAGUCCUUCAGGAGGAAAAGCGGCAACUCGCGUCCCAGCUCAAGAAUCACAGCGGCAAUGAGGACAUGAGCGAUGUCACCUGGGGGAGAGCUUAUAGCAUAGAAAUGUCUGAUACUGAGAACAAAGUGAAUACUGAGGAAGAAUGCGAAGGUGAGAAUGACCCCAUCAACCCCAAGGAAUUUAAGAAACUAACUGAAGAAAUUAAUGUGCUGGAAAGAACAAUUAAAGGAGGACAUUUACAUGCACGGAAUGGAGAAAAGACAGUCACCGAAAUGAGUGAUAAUGGCAUCAUGUUGUCUAAACCAAUAAAAGAAAGCAAAUAUAUGGAUACUAAUCAAAAGGACACAAGGUCCGUUACAACACAGGUGUCAGAGGUGAAUCUUGGAAUUUGCACAGACAGGGAAGAAGAGCUGUUAAUUAUUGGCGCUUUGAAGGAGAGAGUUUCUCAGCUGGAAGCAGAAUUAAAAGAAUCAGCCCUCCAGACUGAGAUGAGCCGUCUGAAACUGGAACUUCAGGCUGCAGGAGCGAUGAACAGAGCCGGCAAAGCAUCUCUUACAAGACCGUCUCAUGUGAGCACGGGCGUCGACGCAAGGCCUCACACGAUGAGCCAGGGAGUGGGCAAUCACACAGAGGUCAAGGACGCAAGCACAGGAGAGGCCCGAGUGGUGAAGACUGUGGGAGUGUCCUGCAGUGGACCUGAGUUAAAGAAUGUUUGCACAGGACCAGAAGUACCCAUGAGCCAGUGGGAGGUCAGAAAACGAGUUGAAACCAGGGAAAUGGGGGUGGGGAUUCACGUUUUCACAAACACACAAGGAGUCGUGACAGAGAUAAAGUCGUGUGAUGCCGAAACCAACACAGAGGUACCAUUGGAGAGUCUGGUGUCAAAGAGCAGAAGCUGUCAUUCAGUGGCUUGUGGAGACUGCUCUGUAGAUGUGAUCAUCUGUGAACCAAAGGAAGUGGUUUCUGAAGGUAUGAUCACAGACCCAGUCAGAAGAGCUGAUCUGGGAAUCAUGGCAUCACCACUGACGGCUUCACAGCGAACCAACACCGUAUCCAGCUCCGUGUCUCGCUUUACCAACACCGGACAUGCCUUCAGCAUAGACACCAGCACUAAUACUCUCAUCAGUACCCAAGAUAAGCACACUAACACGACCCAGACUGUUACAAGGACUGUGUCUGUUGGGAACAAGGUCAGAGACAUCAAAUGCUCCACAGAGACCCGUACGAUCGGUGUCGGAACUUCAACUCCAGCAGGAAAUGCCUUAAAACCAAUCGGCACAGUAACAAAAGACGCUGGUGUUGGGUAUACGAACGUAAAUGAGAAUUUCCUGGUUGGACUGAAAACCCGAAAUAUGGCCUCGGGACCGUCUCAUCUACCUGACCCAAUCAAAACGAGAAGCAUCGGCGUGGGGGAAGGAAGGAUACGGGAUUUGUCAGUUGCAGGUAGCACACCUGGCCAGAGCUUCCAGCAAUCUCCACAGGCCCAGUGGGAUCUUGAGCUGAACCAUUACAUAGAGAAGAUGCAGAAGCUCCUCGGGGAACAUGGAGACCUACUAACAGAAGACUGCACUAAGCGAGGAAAUGGCGGCUCCGAGUUGUCCUGCAGUGACGCCGCUGCAUCACAAGGAAGAGGAGAAAUCCACCAUGGAAAUUCUCAGCCUCCAGUCAGCAGAGAGUUUCAGUGUUCAUCGCAGUUUCCAGUCCACUCUUCUACAUGCGAUGAACCAAAGUCAGGAAUCAGCCAGCGGGGUGGGAAUGAAUCUGAGGUGAAGAGAAUGAUACAGAUGUUAGAACAGCAGACAUCCUCAGCUCUGCAAGACAGGUCAGCCAACGGUGGUGCGCUGCGGCCUAUGAUCAGGAAACAGAACGGCGGCCAAGGCGGUAGCAGCAGCAGGAGAAAUAUGAAGCUUAUGAAAGUGACAACGGGGCUGGAGCCCAUGCCAAUGUACGAGCUCUCCGCCAGCGAGAAGGUGAACGCUGAGGAGGUGGAAAAGCGAGGGACUAAAAAGUUAAGGGGAGCCUCUCAGGACGGAACACAAGCAAGAAAGGGCAAAGGUGGAUCCAGCAGGGGAGUGAAAGGGUCUAUGAAGUCGCACUCGCAACAGAGGUGCAAGUUAAGCGAAAAAGUCUUCUUCUCUUGUCAAGCCUUAAAGGUGCAUCUAAGCGACGAGACGGCUUUAUCCAGCAGGGAAUUGCACGACUGUCUGCAAACACUGCAGCACGAGUGGUUCUCCGUGUCCAGCCACAAGUCCGCCGCUCCGGACCCUGUGGCCCACUACCUGUCAGCGUUGAGCGUCAUUUCACCUGCAGUGAUGCAACAUGUCAUCAACAUGGCUGACGGGAACGGAAACACAGCGCUGCACUACAGCGUGUCUCACUCCAACUUUGGGAUCGUCAAGAAGUUGCUCGAUACAGAGGUGUGCAACGUCAAUCAGCAGAACAAAGCAGGUUAUACUCCCAUCAUGCUGGCUGCACUGGCAGCUGUGGAAACGCCAGAGGACAUGGGAGUUGUGGAGCAGCUCUUCACUAAAGGAGAGGUCAACGCCAAGGCCAGCCAGGCCGGACAGACAGCUCUGAUGUUGGCUGUGAGUCAUGGCAGGAUGACCAUGGUGCAGACUCUGCUGGCCCUGGGGGCGGACGUCAAUCUGCAGGACGAUGAGGGCUCCACUGCUCUGAUGUGCGCGAGCGAGCAUGGCCACGCUGACAUCGUUAAACUGCUCCUCACACAGCCCGACUGCGAGGCCACGCUGGCCGACAGUGAUGAAAGCACGGCCCUGUCCAUUGCACUGGAGGCGGGACAUCAUGACAUCGCAGUGCUCCUUUACGCUCACACCAACUUCUCCAAAGCACAGACAGUGCAGGCAGCUGCUCGCCACAGUGGAAAGCCUUUCUCCUCCUCCUCUGGUGGCAGAAAUGACUUUGAAGCAUGAAUUCAGUGAGCAGAUGCAGUAUCAAUGUUGUCAUUAUUCACCAGCUGAUGUAAUGCUAGUCAUUCUCCAGUGACCUGUUAUGACCUGUAUAGCAGAUGUAUAACAGGGUUAUUAUAACAACAUUUGUUACCUAAAAUGUUCUUUAUUCAUUUAAUGUUAUUUUUUAUUUUUUUUAAAAUAAGAUAUUUUACGACUUAUGGAAGUUUCUCCACAAAACAGCUACAAAUGAAAUGAAAUAGGAUAAAGGCAUGCAAAUCCAUAUUUUUUUGUGAUUUAUCUUUUAUGUGAUGCUUUGCAGUGUCAGCACUGCUUUAACGUCAGAAUCACGAUGCAUGAUAAAUAUUUUAAACAUCUUUUAUCGUGUCAUUUUUUGCAUGUGAUUGCGGCACCAUCA